This is a messenger RNA of Malassezia globosa CBS 7966, 1389 nucleotides long. RefSeq lists its product as uncharacterized. The record is from RefSeq and is a predicted model, not a curated record. Lineage: Eukaryota; Fungi; Basidiomycota; Malasseziomycetes; Malasseziales; Malasseziaceae. Gene Ontology annotation, molecular function: quinone binding; oxidoreductase activity, acting on NAD(P)H; NAD binding. Gene Ontology annotation, biological process: mitochondrial electron transport, NADH to ubiquinone. The transcript is spliced from 2 exons. Bases 1 to 1389 code for a protein of 462 amino acids.
AUGGUUUCGAUGCUGCCGAGCACAUUGCGCACAGUGAGCGUGCGAGCAGCGCGGGGUGCGAUGCGUCCUAGUGUGGCGCUUGCUCGUGCGAUGCCUCGCUCGUUUGCCACGGAGGCCGAGAAGAAGGUGGAGAACCCAACACACACCGCCACGACUGUCGAAGACUUGCAAGGCAUUGAUGCUGCAACGCUGCUGAAGGAGGAAGGCACGCAGAAAGAUGCGAACUUGCGUCACUUUACGGUGAACUUUGGUCCGCAGCACCCAGCCGCUCACGGUGUGCUGCGUCUGAUCAUGGAGCUGAACGGAGAGGAGAUUCUUCGUGUUGAUCCACAUGUCGGUCUGCUGCACCGUGGAACAGAAAAGCUUAUCGAAUACAAGACGUACACACAAGCCCUGCCAUACUUUGACCGACUUGACUACAGCUCUAUGAUGACGAACGAGCUAUGCUUUGCGCGGGCCGUUGAAAAGCUACUGAACAUUGAGGUGCCGGAGCGUGCAAAGUGGAUUCGCACCUUGUACGGUGAGCUGACCCGCAUUUCAAACCACUGUAUGGCUGUUCUUUCGCACAUCAUGGACGUUGGUGGUCUGACACCCUUCGUCUGGGGUUUGGAGGAACGUGAAAAGAUCAUGGAGUUUUAUGAGCGUGUGUCAGGUGCACGUAUGCAUGCGGCGUACGUGCGCCCCGGUGGUGUCACGUACGACCUGCCGCCGGGUCUCCUGGAUGACAUCUACCACUGGGCCACUCAGUUUGCCGGCCGUGUGGACGAGAUUGAAGAACUUGUUACUGGCAAUCGGGUGUGGCGUGAGCGUACGAUCGGCAUUGGAAAGGUAUCUGCGAAGGAUGCGCUGAACUAUGGCUUCAGUGGUGUCAUGUUGCGUGGCAGUGGCAUUCCUUGGGAUAUCCGGAAGGUCGCGCCGUACGAUGCCUACGACCAGGUAGAAUUCGAUGUGCCCGUCGGCAAGAACGGUGACUGCUUUGACCGUUACCUGUGCCGUAUUGAAGAGUUCCGUCAGUCGCUUCGGAUUAUCCACCAGUGCCUGAACAAGAUGCCUGCCGGCCAGAUCAAGGUCGAUGACCACAAGAUUGCGCCACCAUCGCGAUCGAUGAUGAAGGAGAGCAUGGAGAGUCUGAUUCAUCACUUUAAGCUGUUCUCGGAAGGAUUCACCGUGCCACCAGGCGAGACGUACAGUGCCAUUGAGGCCCCUAAGGGAGAGAUGGGCGUGUAUCUUGUAUCGAACGGUACGAACCGUCCUUACCGCUGCUCGAUCUCUGCACCAGGCUUCCGUCAUCUCGCUGGCGCCGACUUUGUUGCGCGUCAUCACUACUUGCCAGAUAUGGUGGCUAUCAUCGGUACAAUGGAUCUCGUGUUUGGUGAGGUCGACAGGUAG